GGACUGUAAAGCAAAAUUGAAGUCAAGACUAGCAUAUCCUAGGACUUCUCAUGUUCAGUCUAGUGGAGGAUCUUCCAUCGAAAAAUCAUUGACAGAAAUUGAAAGAAAAUUUCUCCAAAUACUCAGAAGUGAUUUUGGUCAAGGUUUGCUCGGUAUUCAAAUGGAACCAUUUCCUCAACCUGCAGAAACACCCGAAGUCUUGGAUGCAGUUAUGCAGGAAGAAUCUACAGCUUCAGUGUCCAUUUUAGCCAUGGAACCCAUCCUAGAUCUACCCUUAACUUCUUCACAAAAUGUGGAGCAUGUUUUCAUUCAGUCAACCCACGAACCAUUUAGUGAUAAUCCAACUGAAGCCAGUCGACCAGCUCAAUCUCUUGUUACUACUACUGCAACCCGCUCCUCACGGCGCCGGCGAGGGCGACGCCAGUCUCGCCAGCCGCUGAUGUCCCAGGAGGCUGCGAGGCGUGCCCUCGUUCAAUCUGCACAACUACGCGCUGAAGCUACAGUAAGAAUUGCAGAGUCGUUUGAGCGAAUGGUUCAACUAUCAGACGAGUUCAAAAACACUCUAAGGAGAAUUGAAAGGAUCAUAAGGGCGGCCUUUCCCUCAGACGCUGAACAAGAGAACUCCUCAUAGCUAUACCCUGCUGAUAAACAAUGUAACCGCUGGAUCGUGUCAAUCUGGUCGGCGACUCCACACAAGCAGCCCCCACUGGACUUCACAGAGCUCGAGAGCAACUUCCAAC
Spodoptera litura is the source of this 740-nucleotide messenger RNA. RefSeq lists its product as uncharacterized. NCBI's taxonomy places the organism in Eukaryota, Metazoa, Arthropoda, Insecta, Lepidoptera, Noctuidae. The record is from RefSeq and is a predicted model, not a curated record.